This is a messenger RNA of Eriocheir sinensis (Chinese mitten crab), 2057 nucleotides long. Its product is annotated as glutamate receptor ionotropic, delta-2-like. Gene Ontology annotation, molecular function: glutamate-gated receptor activity. The record is from RefSeq and is a predicted model, not a curated record. Gene Ontology annotation, cellular component: membrane. Lineage: Eukaryota; Metazoa; Arthropoda; Malacostraca; Decapoda; Varunidae. The transcript is spliced from 13 exons. The coding region runs from base 558 to 2009 and encodes 483 amino acids.
CGGGCCUUCAUCAGUUGUUCUCACGGCGUCCAGAAGGGUGGUGUGUCCGGCUUCACUGUGAACCCGCUGCUUGCUCUGACUGCCGCCACUCACCAGGCAGCAGUAAUUCAUGAAACUAAUGAGUGUAUGGGUGAGUGGGUGAACGAGUGUACAGACAAGAUACUCAAGCUACAGCUUCGUGGGAGUGUUCGAGGACUGGACAGCGGUGGUGGGUCAGAGGCGCGUCGAGGUGGAGCGGCAGCAGCGACUCGUCACUCAUCUCCAGCAGGUGGCCGUCCCAGUCUCCGCGUGCUGUCCUGCUGAUCACCGCGUUAACCUUAUACAGGUGAUACGACAACAGCUGACUACACACCACGUGGCCUCCAAGACAUUAAUACCACUUCAGAAUUGCUAUGAUGGCCUGAAGUGACUCAAGCACACUAGUCCAUAAGCACAGCCUUGUUGCAGCUGACACACUGAACCCUAUCUUUGUCUGCCUUGGAUAGACACAAAAGGUCACUCACGGGGUCCUCGAGCAGCUCCCCUCCGCUGCGUGACGGCUGGUUCAGGGCGCGGAGAUGAACACUUCAAGGAAAAGAACAUUUCUGAAGGUGGCGGUGGACCAGUGGGGCACGUGGGUACGCGUGCGGCGCGACCAGCUGGGCGUCGUGCACAUCACGGGACCCAUGGACUACCUGCUGCAGAUACUGGCGGACAAGCUGGAAUUCGACUAUGAACUAGUGCAGCCCGAGGACCACCUGUGGGGCACACCGCUCCCCGAUGGCAACUGGUCGGGCAUGCUGGGGAUGCUGCAGCGGGAGGCAAUGGAGUUCGCCCUCGGUCCCUUCGGCGUGACGGCCUCCCGAGACACUGUCUGUGACUUCUCGGAGCCGGUGCUGACGGACAACAGCGGCAUCCUGGUGGAGCGGCCCCACCAGGAGAGCGAUGUCACGGGGUUUCUCAAGCCGUUUACUUUCUCGGUAUGGCUGUCGAUCCUGGCCGGCAUGUUCGCCAUUACUAUCACCUUCGCCGCCGUGAUGAAGGCCGAGGCAAGCAUUUUCGUGCAGCCGAUAGGAGGGAAUUCUCUCUCCACGUCAGUCAUGUGGGUCGUCAAGGCACUCACGCAGGAAGCGACGGAGUGGCUGCCGCGGACGGACGGAAGCCGCGUGCUGGUGGUGACGUGGCUGCUGGCGUCGCUGGUGUUCAUGUCGUCGUACAGCGGCAUCCUGACAGCCAUGCUCACCGUGCCUCGCGUCACCAUCCCCAUCGACUCCCUGCAGGAUCUCGUGACGCAGACCAAGAUGCCGUGGCGCCUCGAGUCCGGGUCAUGGAUGCUGCAGUACUUUAGGGAGUCGCAGGAAGGGCUCUCCCGAGAGGUGUACGACGGGCACGAGGGAGGCAUUAUUGACUGCUGGGCGGCCCGCGAGCCAAUUUCGCAGGGUCGUUACGCGGCCAUCUGCGAUCACACCACCAUGAAAAAGGCCAUGUCGUGGGACUUUAGCACCAACGGGGCAUGCCACCUCUACAUCGCCCAGGAGGUGGUGUUCAGCUUCAAUCUCGCCGUCGCCUUCAGGACAAAGUCGCCCUACAGAGAACUGGCCAACUACUGGAUCAUGAAGCUGAAGGAGGCCGGCGUGAUAGACAUGUGGCUGAGGAAUGAGAUCGUCAACACCUCUCAGUGCCUCAAGUCGCCCUCCUUCGACAGGGCCACCAACCAGAUCUCUGCCCUCGACCUGGAGUCCUACGUCGGCCCCUUCAUGGUGUUGGUCGCAGACGAUGACAGGGAGGCGUCAGUGCGUCGGGUGAAUAUGUUGGUAGAGACGAGGGCGCCUAGACUAACCUCCGCCUCCCCCUGCAACCUCGAUAAAUGCCCAAACUUAACUGGACAAUCCCUAUCCUGCUGCACCGAGACCUGCUCAAACCCAGUGCCGGAUCUGCUUCGCUUCUCCGUGCAGCCUCACAAGUUUGGAGGCAUAUUGGUCCUUUUCCCCCUCUUCACCAACCUUUCAUGCAUAGACCAAAAUAUAUAGUCCGCGUGGAUAUUGUAGUAAAUGUGCAAUGAUACAUUCUAACAGCAA